GUGAGGACGAGCUUGUUCCCAAAUCGCAGAGAUGUUCUGCUUUUUCUUGUCUUUUCUUGGUUUUAACCCUCUCGUCGGCGCUGGGCGCGUGUAAUCUUUGCACCUGCCGACACAGAAGAUGCGGCUCCAAAUCCUCAUCCAACGCCACUCUCUCCCGCCUGUCACCAUCAUCCACACGACAGGCAGCGGCCCCGCCUCACAUACCAAGUCCCGCGCAGCUACGGUCGCCGAUCUCCUCGCCGACGUUAAUGACCUCGUUCCUCUCGAGUCUGCGGACGGCGAAUGGGGCCUGGAAGACUACGUUGUCGAAGUCGCUGCCACUGCGGACCAACACUUGACCUACGAGUGCUUGCAUUACCAACCCUUGCACAAUGUGUUGAGAGAAGAUGAUGAGGUGGUGAUUAGGGCGCUGAGCAGUGAGGAUCUAAGGAUCAGGAGGCUAGGUGGACGCCAUCAGAUCACCGGCGACGGCAGACAUUUGAUUGAUGGUGUGGCAUUCGGAAAACAGUGGCUGAAGAAGACUGCAAGGCCGGGUAUUGUCAUUCCACCUAGAAAGAGGAGGAGGAUUCUCUUUGACGAGGAUGCCGAUGAUACGGCCGGGGAUGAUGCUAAGCGCAUUCUCCCCGUUGCUGCUGAGGAGGACAAUUACAUGGAUGCUUUGGUGCCGUUUGCGAAUCAAGAAGAAGAGGAGGAUGACGACGAAGACGAUGGCGACUAUGUCGAUGAAAGCGAUCCUGAUACUGACGAGGCACGAUUUCAAAUCACCAUCAGAGAAGAAUUCGAUGAUGCUGAUGCCGACUCAGAAGGCGAAGUCGAGCUGAAUGGCGGAGAUGAAGACGAGCAUCUCUCGUCAGAGCUUAAGCACUUGCUUGAAGAGGCCGCCGAGAUUGAACAAGCUGCCAACAUGUCUAUUGCAUUACAAGUCCUCGACAGAAAGCUGAAGAGAAAACGAGACGUCGGCGAUGAUGGCGAAGAGCACGAAAAUGAGACAUUUGAAGGGUUCUCCUCUCCCCCACAUGGCUCGCCUGCCAAAGUCGAUGGCUGGCCCAAUAGUCAAGAGGGCGGUAGGGCCGAGUGGGGGGACGAUGGGGACGAAAGCGCGGACAGCAUGAUGAGGGAGAUCGCAAAUCGACAAGCCGAAAAGCCUGCCAGAAACGUUGUCGAGGAUGAUGACGAUGUCGAUGACUCCGACGAUUCAGAUGUGAUCUCGAGCUCCGAUGUCACAUCUUCCGACUCUGAUGCUGAUAGUAUGAUGGAAGAUAUUGCCAUGCAGCAAGCCAAGAAGCGAGCUUUGAACCUCAUCAGAGAUGACGGGGAUGAUGUUGACGACAUGUCAUCGAGUUUUGAUCUGCAGAAAGAUGAGAGUGACAGUGAUAGCUCCUCCACCUCAGAAUCCGAGUCUGAUUCUGUGGAAAGCAGCUCGUCAGGAUCUACAACCUCUACGGAAUCUGAAUCCGAAUCCGAAUCCGAUUCCGAAUCAGAUGGGGAAGAGACGAAGGCAGAGAAAGCUUUCAUAUCUAAGGCAACGACUUCGACAGCAUUCCCAUCAACAACAGUCUCCCAGGCGAACCCAGCUCCAGCAAGGCCGCCAAAGCCAUCGGUAGGCGUUCCUUUCCAGGGAACAAAUCGGACGCGCUAUAACAAUGACAGGGCUAAAAAAAGGAAGCGGCUAAAUGAACUGAAGAAGCAAGGGCUGCUACCUGAGAAUGCAGGCUUUGACGAACUGGCAAAGUACGAGACCAUACAACAACAGGAGAUGGCAGCGCAACAUACGGUGCUCGUCGAAGAACGAGCUGACGGCCCAAUCCAAGAAGAUGUCCAAGAUGUGAAAGCUGGUGAAGACACAACGGCCGAAUCAAAUGUGAAUGAGGUCGAGAAAGAGAAUGAGAGCCCUUCGAAUGAUGCAGAAGCAGCAAUCACAAACGAGGCUCCAGCCGAGCCUGUAUCCGCUGAUCUCAAGGCACUUGGGACGGCACAGAUUGAACCUGCAAUGGCCAUGGAGUCGGCUCCAAAGAGAGCUAGACUCGACGUGGCUAGUACUCGUCGUCUUGUCUUCGGAUCCCUUGGAUUGAGAGCGCCCAAGAACGCCGAAGAGAGGCAGGCUUUGAGGGAGAAGUUGUCGCAAAACAGUCGGCAACCAAUAAAUCAAAAAGGGCGUGGUGACGGCCGUACUUUGGAAUCUCCCCAGCGCCUACCAGCUGUGGAGAACGACGACGAUUCAUGGAAGAACAAAUUGAUUGUAGCGGCAGUCGAAUGUGAAGAGCCUGGGAAGUCCUUGCCGCCACCACCAUUUCCGUUUGAGCAGGGGUGGGCAAAGCCAGCUAAAAACAAGCGGAAGCUACGUGAUCAAAGCCAAUACUAUCAGAGCAGACAUGACCAGCCUCGCGAGAAAGGCGGAGCGUCCUUUGAACCCAAUGUCUCAACUCUAGAGUACGAUGACGUCUCCGCUCAAGUUUCAGCUAACGAAGCUGUGUCAACCGCUGACGGGAAUUCAGAGGUUAUGCCGACUUGGGAGGAUAUUGACGUUCUUCCAGAGCUUGAGCAGGCAAUGAUCUUGCCAGGAGCAACCGUUGCCUACAAAGAAUUGCACGUGGAUGCCUCGACAAAUUAUCAGCCAGAAGUGUCUCAAUACAGAAUUGGUCAAGUGUCGCAUGUGGAUGAAGACGGUACUGUGCACCUUCACCUGACGAAGAGUUCAAUGGCCGCAGAUUCCAAAGGCAAAACCGAUCCACAAACAGGCGAAAGAGUCUACGGAAAGUUCGAGCUGACCAACGAAGAUGCCGAUGAAGGAGUUGAUGACGGUCGUCGCGAGGUUUCGAUCUCAGAUAUGAUUUCUGCGAAACUUGUCAAACCCUCUGUGAUCCAAGUUCCCGAUAGUAGCCAUGUCAGUGUUCCAAGAGGGGGCGAAGCACCCAUGUUGCCGAGCGACGACCAAUUCGCUGUCAUCCCGGAGUCAGCCGACCAAAAUAUCCAGGUGAAGGAAGCAGAAAAGCCAAGUGCAGCUGUGCAAAUGAUCGAUACCCCUCGCAAGGAGGAGAUCAACGGGAUAAUCAAGGAGGCUGGCUUCAACUCAGCUCUAGAUGGGGAAUUACUGGAGCCUAUACCCAGCCCUGCUACAAGCGAACAAGCAGCCCCUAGCCCCGGCGAUGCAUUAACUCAGUCGCAAGGACAAUAUCCUCACAGAUUUCGUCCAAGAUCACCUAAUGUCGAUUUGGCUUUUCCGGGUGUGACAACUUCGUCGGACGUGGAUGCACAUGCCACUUACCAUGCAGGACCUAAUGUCACCGACGCCACAGGGAGCUCUCAGGUCUCUCCAACGUCGUCGCCACACAUGCCGACCCAGGAAACUGUUGACUAUCCUCAUAUCUCUCAAAUAGAUAUCAAUUCUUCGGAACCUACGCGCACCACCAAUAGCAGCUCACAUCAAGAUGCACAGAAGUGCUCACUAACUCCGGUUCUUGACCUAUCCUCCAUUGCUUCUGGCCAGAAGCAAGCUUCAAUCGAGGGGUCAGUUGAGAAGAAAAGUGAAUUAGAUUCUAACAACCUCGGAAAUGAACACCCGGGUCAUCCAGAGGACGUGCCUGACUCAAUAAAGUCCGAGGUGUCAGAGUCUCAAUCACAAAAGACUUCGAUACCUUCUCAAAACACAGAGGGAGACGACGAAGAAAAUGCAGACAGUGGUUCUUUUUUAGGAGAAGUUGGGUACGAUGGUCAAGACUCCUCGUACCAUGACUCAGGGAUCAGUGAUGAUGACAGCGACCUGCCUUCUCUGAUUGAGCUUGUGUCCAAUCAAAAUUACCGCAAGAAAGUAUCUCCUCCAGCCCCAGCCAGGAAAUCUCUCCGCAAUGCCACGAAAAAGACAGGAAGGGCAGCUUUAUCGAGUGGUCCUGAUCUUGGGGAUUCAAGUCAGACCGACAUUAAGCAGCCACAAAGUCAGAGGGAGCCAAGGCUGUCUCAGAUUCCUUCAGGAUCACCUGUGGUUGACCUGACUUUCUUGAGCGACCAAAAAAGCCCUAUCAUAAAUAUGGACGAUGAUAGUGAUCCGAUUUACGCCCGGAAGAAGACUAAGUCUGAAAUCAACGGCUUGGGUUGGAACACGAGUACGAGAACCGGCAAGCAGGAUGGCGGGAUUGGGACCAGAAGAUUGCUCACAUCGAAGAAGGUUAGAGACUAAUACUGACUGAUGUGCAUAAAAGAGAGAAGCCGAGUGCAGCUGGGAUGGGCCAUGUUCCGUAUGCUGUAAAGCCAUGAAUAGUCUUAGGACAUAGCCACUUAUGAAAACAUUACCAGCGGAACCACUUCAUGUAAG
Molecule: messenger RNA, 4309 nt
Organism: Cladophialophora immunda
Lineage: Eukaryota; Fungi; Ascomycota; Eurotiomycetes; Chaetothyriales; Herpotrichiellaceae
Exons: 1
Coding region: 119-4174 (1351 amino acids)
Source: RefSeq, a predicted model, not a curated record